UUUUGAUCGCGCAACUCCCACUCAUCAGUCACUCGAUAUCCAUAUCCGUACCGCGCUAACAGCUACUAUCCUUAUUGCAUACUCCUUCAGCGGUUCUUAACGAUAUAUACUGGUCAAAACUAGGUUUUACGCUCGAUUCCAGGGACUUUCAAUUGCUCAAAUGGUCUGGUGACUCCCCACAACCUGGUCGUAUAUUCCCCGCAGAAUGGGAGUUUUGUGGCAGAAGAAGUGAUCCAAAUGUUUCGGAAUUUUAGACGGGCCACUCCAGCUUGUCACCUCCUAGUGCCUAGGAGUACACAGCGAUCUUUUAGCAGGUAUGACGGACUAGUAAAAGUUCAGCGGGUGAGGUUCAAGAGGCCCUGGUUAAGAAGAGGCAUAUCCACGAUCCUCACCGCAGUCGUUGCGACCCAAGUGUAUUUCGCGCUCAUUGGACCUUCGCUGGAUCGGCUGGAAGACGUAGACGAAACCAUUAGUAAAGACACCGCCUUACAAGCAAAAAUUCGCGCCGAGAAAGAGAGGCAGCGCGACGAAGACGCCGUAUCAUUCAUCCCUAUUGGACUUCCCUAUUCCGUACCUGGCGGACCAUAUACUGAAGAUGAUCCUGAAUGGAAAACGUUCAGGUCAUUUGGAAUUGAAACAGCACAAUUUAAAAAAUUAAGAGAAGAGUUAUUAGUCCAGGCUACCGCGAUCGUGAAUCGAAAGCCCGCUCUGCCAGCUAUUGUCCAUGUGACUGGUUCGCCGCUUAAGCCAGUCCACCGAACCACAAUUAAGCCCUCAUUUCCGGUCGUGAAACCAUCGACCUAUGUUCAACCUGGCUUCGAGCUUAGGGAUGACGAGAUAUUUUGGACCACCCGCCCAAUACCAACAAACCGUGGCGACUGGAUUCGCAGUGUAUUCGAACCAUGGCCACUUGUGAUUGCAUCUUGGGCAGCUGGGGAGUAUUUGGUUACAGUAAAGCUAGCAAAACUUCGAAAAUUAUUGGGGUUUGAGCCCACAGAUCUGGUAGGGGAAAAUACCGCCAACAAUCAGGAUAGCAGACCCCGCGCGGGUCCUAGUGGUCCGCCCAACGUUUCUCAGUCCCCUCAGAACUACCCCUUAAUACCUAACACAACGCCAGGAGAAAUUCCAAGACAGGGGACCUCCAACGACUUUCAGCCUCAAAAGCCCAGUUCCGCUUUACGGAACCAACCCAGCUUACUAGGCGAGUCUACCUCCGACAUCCGCGAUGCUAUGAAGAUAUUUACAUUAUUCCUACUAUUAACCCGGCAAAAAAACACAAAUAAAACCCCGCAAAAGGGGGCUUUCAAGCUGAAUGGCGUUGCCCGGUUUAGAGGCCCUAAAGGCGGCUGCGAAGCACAUAUUGUGGGAAUCUACGAACCAGCGACAAAGAACUGGUAUGCGAUAGAAGUGGAGAUACUUCACACAUUUUCCUACAAAUCGAACGCCGCUAACAGGCUACCGCCUCGAAAAGCGGUACUGGAAUCGAAGGCGUCGGAUUCUUGAAAUUCUCAUGGCCUAGAUUAGAGUACACAGGACGCACUUGUACAUUUAUUAUUAUCAUUGCUUUUUCCUUCCUAUAUGACAAGGUUCCUCACGUCAGGUGGUUCCUGUCAUUUGUCAUACUAACAUUUUCUUCUUCUUUUUUUUUCCCAGCGGUUUUGGUUUUCUCUAGACAUUUGCUUCCACGCACUGGCACUUUCUUGCUCACGCCACUUUUUAUAUAUAUCUUUUUUGCAUCCGUGUUUAUCUCGAUUGGUGGGUGGCGGCGUCUAAGAUGUUUUGCACGGGAAAUAUUAGGUAGUUGUUUUUAGGAUGGGGAUGAAUAAACUUGUCCCCUUAAAUAUAUGUAUAUAUAUGUCACGAAAAAUCUGCCCAGAUAAUCAGCCUUUGAUUAAGACGAUGAAGCACGUCGUCACUGAGGACCCUGUCCAUCUAUUCUCGCAAAGGACCGAAAGCUUGUAACUAAGUGGACAACAAUUGGAUAAGCAUGGGCCCUCUUUUAGGGAGGGUGCGAUUAUUCCAAGGUUAUCUGCCACUGAUGGCUUCUGAAGAGCCUCCGAGGAAAAAUUUAAGCUGGGCUUUUUAGCCAGAAGGCGUCAUAGGGGCCGCAGAGCAAAAGGGCUAGACUCCCU
Messenger RNA from Blastomyces gilchristii SLH14081, 2132 nucleotides. RefSeq lists its product as uncharacterized. The transcript is spliced from 4 exons. The record is from RefSeq and is a predicted model, not a curated record. Lineage: Eukaryota; Fungi; Ascomycota; Eurotiomycetes; Onygenales; Ajellomycetaceae. Bases 238 to 1503 code for a protein of 421 amino acids.